CCUCCGAAACCGCAUCGCAACAGUGUACGCAAGUCCGUUUCGGAUUGGGCAGCAAAAAAGGAGACGUCAUGUGUUUUUAGAGAGGAAGACUGCAGCGCCACAAAUUUCAUCCCCGGGAGAGGGUGAUUUGGACAGGCAGCAGAGAAGUCCAGGAAAUCUCUGUGAGAAAAAUGGAAGUGUCCAAAAGGAGGAUCCACAAGUCCCUUCAACCAGCAAGACCAUUACGUCGCCUGAAUAUAGACCCUGAAUCUACAAGAAUAAAUCCAGAAGUGUUAAAGUUGAAAGAUUGUUCACACAGCGAAGACAGUUCGGUGAUUGGCAUCAGACUAGAUUCUUUUUGCAGGCACCCAAGCCCACAUAUAAAGCAUAAUACUGACCGCAAGAAAGAAAGAAUCACUUACAGCAGAGAAUUCCUGAUGCAGAUUUCAAGAUUGCCGAUUGCCAAAAAGAAACCUGAAUUCUUACCUGAUCAUCCUGUGGUGCUUGAUAGGCCGGAGUGGAGGUGGAGGGCGUUCCUUUGAAAAGGGGCAGGACUGACAGUGAUGUGAACCAAUCACAUGAGACGAAAGACUAUUGCCCAGUGGUAUAAGGAUGUGAGGGCAAUAGUUCAAUCUAUAUUAACCAAUCGCAGGACAGAAUUUCCAAGCACUGACUCGUAUAUUAAUUUUUUUUUUUUUUUUUUGUGGAAUUGAAUAAUUGCAUACCCUAUAAAUGAAAGUCAAUUUAGAUGGGUACUUUGUGGUUUUUGAUUCCAUCAGGAACCUCGCUGUUAAGCCCACCAAUAGAUGUUGUGUUUUGGGCUAAACCUCUGGAUCCUUUUUAACUUUCAGUGAGAUGAAAAUUAGAGAUGGAAGACCUAUGGACAUCUCUGCUGGAGGUUCCUGUUGUCCAUGAAUGGAUCAUCUGUUGCCUUACUGGAAAAACUGAAAACAACACAGAAGACUUGAUGGACCCAAACCAUUUUCUUGUAAUGUUGACAGACAAACAGCUGGUUUCAUAGACUCCCUGUUUAACUAUAAUAUUUGACUUGCUUACCCAAGAUAAGGCAAGCAGACACAUGACUAAUAUAAUUGUAUUGGUCAGGAAAAUGCUCAAUGUUAUCCAAUAGCUUUAUAGUAAAUUGCCUUUACGUACAAUUUAACAGGUUAGGAACUGUUUAAAAUGACUUUGAAAAGUUCAUUUUAAUAUUAUAAAGCUUGGGCAACAGUUGAGCAAAAUAGGAAAGGAAACAGUGUAAUUAAAUAAAAGGAAGGCAGGGCUGGGUUCAAGCUUAUACACGAAUGGCACUUUGAAAGCUAGAACUCCCCUACAAAACAAAGUUAAUUUAUUGAAAGCUGUUUAAUAGACCAGUUUAAGCUGCAGAUGCAGGUGGUGGUUUCACUCCAAACUGCAUAUGCUUUGUAUUGUAGUUACUCAUUUGGGGCUGGGGACUGUGUUCCUUAUUUACUGGUCCAUAUCUUUAAAAAUGUUCUUUGGCCAUUUCUGGGGUCAUUUCAGAGUUGAGAUUUAAGUUAAGAAAAUACUUUUUCUACCUAGGUAAACUUGUUUAAAUUGCUUCCAACAGUUACCUAUUUUAUGUUUUUAUUCAUUUAGCCCCAUUUAUAUUUGUCCACUUUUAGAACACAAGGGGCAAGUGUUAGUAUCAGUUCUUAGAGUGCACUAAAACAUGUUGGAUGCGGUACUGUUCACUUCACCUCAAAAGUUACACCACAAAAAAAAAAAAAAAUAAAUGCUAGAAUAAACACAGCUGUAUUGCAUUUUAAUCCAUCUGUUUUAAAUGCAAGUAUGGCUGAUUACCCCAGAUGGUUACAGACCAGGUGUAUCAAAUCUGUUGCUGACCAAUCAAAAUACUGGUCAUGAGACACACACAUUCCUUUUAAGAGUGGUUCUGGUGCAGUAUGCCCAGUAAUUCUAGUGGGAAGCAAAAACUAGAAAGGAUAGUUAUUUGCAAAGUGGGUAAUAUGCUUCAGGUUUAAUAUUGCUAAUGUAAACUGGUGCACUGACUGAUCAAAGUUAAUUGGGGUUUAUGCAUUUGGAUACUGUGUUUGUACCUUUGUGGAAUGCCUGUAUUGUAGUUGCAGUACACUUGCUGGCUUGCGCCUCCUGACGUGAAAUAAUAAAAAAAAAAAAAACAUUGUAUGCCAAGUCAAAUACUCAUUAGACAAAACGAGUCUAAUAUGCCUUUCAGCUUGGUGCAUGACUGUAUGUCGUCAUGAUGAUACAUAGAGAAGACGCCACAACUAUAAUAAAGUAGUUUGACUUGCUUACAGUAUGGAUGUCUGUUUGUCUUAUUUUUUUAUAUAUAUUUCUUUAUUUUGUUCUCUGACAAUAAACUAUCAGAUAUAGUUAAAGGUGUCUAUUUUGUACUUGUGAAUUAACCCUAACCCUAACAUGUAACAGGCUUAUGAAAAGCAAAACAAAAACUUGAACCUUGGUGGGGGCGGGGGCAAUUCCAAAAAAUGUAGGUGGUCCAUGACAGGUGUAUAUAUACAUGAGAGGGGCAUCACUACUCGCCCAUUGUUGCUCUCAUACUGCCAGUGAUGGUGGUCAGUGCCAUGAACUGUCGUGGCGAUUGUUGUACUACUUAGAGGCACAUCCAUAAAAGAAGCAUUUAACUUUAUUUCCUAAAAAUGCAUGUUGCUGAAAUAAGAUAAAUGAAAUAAACCUAAAUAACACAUUGGCACAGGAAUUCAAGGUUAUUUUAAUUCACAUUUUUACUUGAGCCAUGUUGCUUUAAAUGACUUAUACGAGAAUUGGCACCAUGUUUCAUAUACACACAGUAUAUGCUACAAUCUUAAACCUUGAGGCAACAUGUCAAUGUAUAGGUUUAUGUCUGUCAAUUGUAGAACAGUUGUUUAAAAAAACAACUAUAAGGGACACAUGUACAAACCAGUCUCCACCAGGGGCCAGCAAAGGGUGUAAGGACAAAAUGUACAACUAUACUGCUGUCACUUCUUUCCAUGAAGAAGUUGGCUCAGCUUACUUGUUUUUGUAACAAUAUUUAAGUUGUUAAUUAUGGAAUCUAAUGUGCGUUGUCUUAUUCUAUUCUAGCCGCAGGAUAUAUUCAUACAGUACCUUGGUGAUAAUACUGUUGGUCAGCUGGCUUUUAAAAGAAUUUUCUUUUUGUACUUGUCUUCAUUAAUGAACCCUGUGCCAAAUGAGAGAGUCAUAAUGCAACAUAACAGCAAUAUUAUUAACCACCAUCUUUAUUACAUGCUAUUGGGGUGAUAAUUGUGUGUGUGAGCUUGCAGGGCACAUUCUGUUUUCAUACAUGUUCUUGUUUUGGAUUUAUUUAUUUUUUUUCUAUAAAAGAUACACUGGCAGAAAAGAGAAUAACCAAAAAGGUAUUUCUAGGAAGAAAUUAUGCAAUUAUGUAGACUAGUCUCUUAGUUUAAACUGAAACAAAAACUGCUUUUAACCCUAAUGUGCAGAACUAAAAGGUAUUCUCAUAAGCCAAUUUUAUUUAUGAAGAAAAGUGCUAAAUAUACACAUUCUGUUUUUUUGUGUUCACUUGUGUGGAUGUAUGCGUGUUAGUUUCUAUAGCAUGAUAGAUUUAUCUGAAAAUAUGUAUAUAGUAACAGAGGGUUCCCCCAUAACAAAUGUAUAUUUGCUAAAAUAUAGAAUGAAGAAAUUAAAAUCGCCAGCACAGUUAACUACAGUAUGGUAAUCUUAAUGAUGCUGGUCUGCCUGUCUAUUUAGCAACUUAUUCACAGUAUGUUCAUAUAAUCUUUAAUCAAUGCCUCUUGUUUAAAACUUUAUUAAAACACACAACUAUAUGCCAUAGAUAUAAAUGCUGUUUCUUAAAAUCAUUUAUCCAUAUACAGUACCAUGAAAAACUAUUUGCCCUGUCUGAUUGUCUGAUAACUUUCACACCUGAAGAUUGCACAUUUGAUUAUCUUGCACACCAAACAAAUGAAAGAGGCACCAAACUUUGGUGUCAUUUUUUUCUCUUAGACUCCCACUAUAUAUUACGACAACCCACAAAAAGAUCUGACUAAAUUCAAUGUGCAAAAAUGCAGAAACUCAGACGGGGCAAAUACUUUUUCACGGUACUGUGCAUAUAUUUGCAUGGGUUUACAGUUAAGGAGAUUUUUACAACAAGGCUAGUCUUUCUUUUUACACAGUUCAAUUUUUCAGUUCUUCCCUGUUUCAUGCUGGUGCAUACUAUAGGUCUGUGAGCAUAAUCAUUCACGAGCUGACAGUGCUGUGAUUUGCUAUGUUAGGCAAACACUCUAUAUGCACCUAGUGUACAGCA
Polyodon spathula (Mississippi paddlefish) is the source of this 4255-nucleotide messenger RNA. It is a transcript of the gene gra, whose product is annotated as granulito. The transcript has 6 exons. Gene Ontology annotation, cellular component: cytoplasm. The coding region runs from base 171 to 521 and encodes 116 amino acids. Gene Ontology annotation, biological process: negative regulation of translational initiation. Gene Ontology annotation, molecular function: eukaryotic initiation factor 4E binding. NCBI's taxonomy places the organism in Eukaryota, Metazoa, Chordata, Actinopteri, Acipenseriformes, Polyodontidae. The record is from RefSeq and is a predicted model, not a curated record.